Leishmania braziliensis MHOM/BR/75/M2904 is the source of this 3501-nucleotide messenger RNA. RefSeq names its product exportin T (tRNA exportin)-like protein. The transcript has a single exon. Gene Ontology annotation, cellular component: cytoplasm; nuclear matrix; nuclear pore. Gene Ontology annotation, biological process: tRNA re-export from nucleus. Gene Ontology annotation, molecular function: tRNA binding; small GTPase binding. NCBI's taxonomy places the organism in Eukaryota, Euglenozoa, Kinetoplastea, Trypanosomatida, Trypanosomatidae. The record is from RefSeq and is a predicted model, not a curated record. Bases 1 to 3501 code for a protein of 1166 amino acids.
AUGCCAAGCCCGGAGAGCUUUACGCAGGCGCUGCAGCUCACCCACAGCUUUGACAUGAGUGUUUCUUACAAUGCACGGCUCGAGGCGGAGCGCUACCUGAUGGAGCUGCGCGAAAGCGCGGAAGGGCUGAAGUUGAGCUUUCAUAUCAUCAGCAACGAGGCGGCGGACGAGCUGCGGUGCUUCUGGGCUUUCAACACAGUCAUUCAUCACCUCCCAAUGCUGGCAGCCACGGUUGACGCUGUGCAAGCGCAGGAGUUGUACCGUACACUCUUGUUGUUUAUCCACCGUUACCUCUUCGAGCCCCGAACAGUGGCGCCGGUGGACUACGUUAUCAACAAGCACGCCCAGAUGAUGGUGGUGGGGCUGCAGAUGUUCUACCCAGCGCGCUGGCAGUCACUUUUCGAUGAUCUGUUUGAAAUGCUCAGCCGCAGCCCGCCGAGCCCCUAUCCCCCCACUGCUGAUCUGGUCACCGUGUACGUGUUGCGCAUCUUCGAGUACAUCGACGAGCGUGUCGUGUGCGCACGGGAUCGACAGGAGCGCGACAAGCAGCAGCAGGCUCGCAACAUGGAGUUGAAGGACGCGAUGCGAGAGAGAGUCAUUCCGCAAGCAGUGGCUAUGUGGUACAACAUACUCCUUAGCGAUGCCCGUGUGCGCAACCCCAACAUGGCGAAGCUGUGCAUGACCGUAAUCCACACGUACAUUGAGUGGGUUGAUGUGGGCCUCUUCCUGACGGCGAACUGGAUCAAUCUUCUCCACUUCCUCCUCGCUGCGCCGCCCUUGCAGGUGGCGGCCUGCGAGUGCCUCUUAGCGCUGGUGGAGAAGAAGCAACUCCCUGGCAUGAAGAUGGAGUCCCUCAGGACCCUAAGCGUAGUAGACUCGCUGCCGCGCAUGGUGUCGCUGUUCGAGCUGCCGCCACCCUCGGAGGCGGCGGUACUUUUCAUCGAAGCGGUGGCCAAGUUCGCCGUGGCCGUAGCCGGUCAGUUUCUUGCCCUUCUGGAAUCUUCCUCGUCGCUCGCACAGCAGCAGCCGGCCACCCACUCGGCUGCCGUGGUUGAGGUGAAUGGUAUGGUGCUACAGGACCAACCCUUCACCGUCACGACAGACCUCCUCGACGGGCUCGCCGGUGCGUUGCAUACCGUUGUUGCGCAGGUGAUUCGAGUUCUCCAGCUGAACCUCUUUGACGUGCGCGACGCGCUGUUGCCCUUCCUGCAGGUCUACCUCAAGAGUACGUACCUGCUAGAGUCCGAGGCAGUCGAGCUCCUCGCGACGCUUUUUCACCAAACGAGAAUUCCCGGCGUGGUCUACCACGAGGACCGUGUCUGGGAGGACUCGGUGAUUGAUCAGCGGAGGGCGCUGCAUAACUUGCUGAGGCUGCUGCACCGCCGUCACCCUGGCAUAGUCAUGCCACACCUUCACAGUGUCUUCUUCACCGGGCUCAAUCGGCUGAACGAGGGUGGCAGUGUAGUGAAGACGUCUGCGUUGAAGGAUGACGCGGACUUCACAGACCCUGAGGUGCUGGAGGCGGCGCUGCGGUACCUCUACGAGAUUGGUGAGUCCCUCCAUCUUGAUAGCCUCAAAGACCCGAACGAUACCGUCACACAACUACUACAGCGUCUCCUGAUGACGGAGGCAGUGGCCAGUGGUGAGGCCACGUGUGUACACUUGGCCUUCUUCGAAGUGCUGAGUCGCUACUACCUCUUCUUCACGUACCACCCGCAGUUUAUUCCGCUGUUGCUCCAGCGGCUGCUCCUGCAGCCGUGCGGCGUAGUGAAUCGCAGCGACCCCGUACGAGCUCGUAUCUGCUACUUAUUUGGCUACCUUGUGCAGGUGCUCAAGGGCCAACUUGUCACCUACGCGGCAGACAUGGUCAACGCAUUGCACAGUAUCGUCACGACCGCGCCGCAGCUGCAGCCCAGCGAUCGCCGCGAGCUCUACGAGGCAACAGGAAUCCUUCUCAGCAUCUGUAGUGAGGAGGCGAGGACCGCUCCUGACAACAGCUCACCGGAGGCGCUGCGACUGCUCGCUGCCUCCGCCACUCUGGACAGCUACGGUGCUACUGUGCUCUCCACUGCCGUGCUCACAGAGGUGGCGACGCUGCUGGGUCGCAAAGCAGAGCUUGUGCGCAUCGUCGUGGGCUCAGCGCUGCACUCCCUCCAGCAGGCCAGCGUCUCCUGUCCUGCUAUGAACGGCAACGCGACCGGCUCUAGCAAUCUUGCUGCUACUGGGAGUGUCGGGGUAGCAGACCAUACCGUGGCGGAUGUCAUCUCCUUCCUGAGUGCUCUAGCGAAGGGGCUUGGUAACACGGAGAGCAGCACCGGCGCAGAGCUGGUAUCGGAGAGUGGCGUGAACAGCUCAUCGGCGUCGUCUCCGAAUGGCUCCGUGGGUGAGCAGUUGCCCAUGUGCAGCACCCCCAACACGUCCAGCUUGGCUGUCGGUGGGCCUCUCACCGCGUGUGGUACGUCGUCAGAUGCCCCGCUCAGCACCUUGCCAGCGAUGUCAAGAACAAACGUGCUUGUUGCGCAGGUGUUUCUGCAUGUGACGCAGCGGGUGAUGGAGGUCUUGAACCAUCUGGCGGGCAGCUCCACGGUGCGCGAGAGUGUAGGGCAGCUUUUUCAUCAGCUCAUCAAUACACUACCGUACGAGAUGCUGCGGCCGUACAUUGAGGAGUACGUCGCGGUCUGCCUCAACUGGAUGGAGACCAUACCGGAACUUGCAAAGUUGCUGCGGCUGAUGUUCCAGUACGCGAACAAAGCUGGCAAUCGUGGCGUGCUUUCUGUUGCGCGGCUCACCUCACUGCUGUGGCAGCGCCUCUGCGUUGUUGGUGAGCUGAGCGAGGCGUCUCCGGUGGUAUGUCUGGGUGUGGUGAGCGAGAGUGCACGAGAGCGGGUCAGCCUGUACAAGCAGUUCUUCACUUUUCUCUUCAGUGUCUCCGCAUGGGGCUGCGUUGCAGCCUUUGGGCUCAUGCCAUCUGCAUGCUGGGUAUCAAUUCUGCGGCAGCUGUGCUACGCACUGACGUUGCCAGCCGAACUGGAGCUGCCCAAAGCGGCGCUGCAAGUGCUGGAGAAGCUCACGCAGGAGUUGACAGAUUCCGUUGUCGCUCAGGCAGUGGCCCAGUACAGCAGCGCCGCCGAUGUAGUGGAUGCUGCGACGGCUCAGCGGAAUCAGCAAAUCUUCCGGGAGUGCCUCCUGCAGGAAGCACUGCCGACAGCCUUCAGAGCACUAACCGAUCUUUCCUUCGACCUCGACGACGCCAAAAAUUUUCUGCUGAUGGGUGAGGUGCUACACUUUUUUCGGUUGUUGGUGGCGCGGUAUGGUGACCCGGCGAUGCAGGUGCUGUAUGAACGCGUAGCGCCGUAUGUGGGUGAGGCGACGGCGAUGGAAUGCUGUACCGUUAUACGCGACCAACCUCGUGUUAACGCGGCGCUGAAGGCAAAGAUGAAGCAGCUGCUGAGCCACGUGCAUGCAUCUCGGCGUCAAACUCCAGCACAUCUGCUGGCGUGA